Molecule: messenger RNA, 1226 nt
Organism: Actinia tenebrosa (Australian red waratah sea anemone)
Lineage: Eukaryota; Metazoa; Cnidaria; Anthozoa; Actiniaria; Actiniidae
Biological process (GO): chromosome segregation; cell division
Cellular component (GO): MIS12/MIND type complex
Source: RefSeq, a predicted model, not a curated record
GCGAUUUUAUUGUCAGCGGUCAUCCCCAUCCAAUCAUGCGCACCAUAAAGCGCGCUAAAAUUCAAGAUGGCGGAUGUGGACAGUCCACCAAAAAAGAAAUCAAGACCUUCACUGGAUCCUCAGGAAGGAGAUGGAGGAUUCAAGUUUACUAAAMAAAGCAAACGUACCAGACUUGGGCCCAAGAAAAGUGCAAUCCCUAAAAGUUUGAAAAAGAGAAGAUCCAGUUUUGUUCGUGGACGAAAGGAAAGAAAAUCRCUUCCUCCUCCAGUUACUGCAGAAAUACCGAAUCUUUAUGUUAAUAUCCCUGCUGAAUUACCACCCACUGCAAGACUGAGAAAACUAUUUGAUGCAAGUCUAGAGCUUGCCAUCACAAAACUAGCUGAAAAGUCCAGCAAUGUUAUGACAGAUUUACCAGACUUUCAGGAAGAAGCCAAAGCAGUGUUUAAUCACCUGCGGCAGCUUAUAUCUGAAAGUGACAUAAUCGAUGAGGCCUGUCAGCCCUCGGCAGAGGAAAACAUGGUAACAGUGGUACCAAACCCUCAAAACAAACAGUUAGAAGAAAGUGCYGUAACUUGCAAGCUAAGUACUCAAAGACUACAAAAGGAGGAAAGUAAAUGGAAUGAACUGCUGCAGGAAAACAAGCAACUAGAAGAAAAAGUUAAGCAGGAGCUUCAAGARGAAGAGUCAAGUGGAAGCAAAGAAGAAUGCCCAGAUUUCCUAUCAGAGUCGCAACACAAGCUAUUGUCAGGAAAACCAGCUUUCAAAAGCCUGGCAGAGGAGAGGGAAAACCUUAAACAGAAAUCACUGUUAAUGGUUGAUAAAAUUUCUGAAGUGGUUACUGGCUUACAGCAAUACAAAAAAGUGACAGAAGGUUACCUUAACAAGCAAACACAGUCAUUUGGUGCCAAAUCACUAAAUGUUAUUAAUGACAUGGGUACCCCAAGAACCCUUAUCCGAGGUCAUCUGACUGGACACUAGGAUAGCAUUCCCCUGCCUGUUUUAUACACAGUUAGCCCAAUUUGUAAAUAAGGCUGAAAUAUUAACUGAAAUUGAAAUGAACACGCAGGUAGAAAAAAAAGAUAGCUUUUAAUAACUUGACAUACCCAUUAUUGCUUUUUUUUACCUGUAAAGCAUGAGAAUGGAUUUAACAUCUAAUAAUGUAAUGGCAGUAACGACAGCAUAUAGUACAGACUAAGUAAAAUGAAACCUUUCUUUGUUAAAACAUA